Messenger RNA from Miniopterus natalensis, 2615 nucleotides. Lineage: Eukaryota; Metazoa; Chordata; Mammalia; Chiroptera; Miniopteridae. The record is from RefSeq and is a predicted model, not a curated record.
AAAGCCAAGACGUGUUCAGGAAGGCAGUCAUCGCCAAGCAAGUUAAAAGAACGAAUUAGAAAUUCUUUAGCAAAGACAUUUUGGAGGGUCAACGGUGGAUGUGGUGGUUGGGAGUGAGAACGGAUUUGCCCCCUGGAAUCAGACAUAACAAUAGAAAUGGCGCAAACAGAAGCACAUCGCAAGAAAAGGCAAGUGGCAACUUUAAUUCUAUUGAUGCUUCUGUGGGAGGUGGGAUCAGAAUUGAUUCAGUAUUCUGUAUUGGAGGAGACAGAAAGUGGCACAUUUGUGACCAGCUUGACAAAGGACCUGGGACUCAGUCCCGGAGAGCUGGCCACGCGGGGAGCCCGGGUUGUUUUCAAGGGGAACAGACAGCAUUUGCAGCUUGACGCACACACCUAUGAUUUGCUGCUAAAUGAAAAACUGGACCGGGAGGAGCUGUGCGGCUCCACUGAGCCGUGUGUGCUGCCUUUCCAGGUGUUACUGGAAAAUCCCCUGCAGUUUUUCCAGGCUGCCUUGAGAGUCGGAGAUAUAAAUGACCACGCCCCGGAGUUCCCCGCCAGAGAAAUGCUACUAAAAAUAUCAGAAAUUACUACUCCAGGAAAGACAUUUCCUUUGAAAAUGGCACAGGAUUUAGACGUGGGUAGCAACAGCCUCCAGAGCUACACAGUCAGCUCCAACUCUCACUUCCACGUUCUCACCCGCAACCGCAGCGACGGCAGGAAGUUCCCAGAGCUGGUGCUGGACAAAGCGCUGGACCGCGAGCAGCAGCCGGAGCUCAGGCUGACCCUCACCGCGCUGGACGGCGGGUCUCCGCCCCGGUCCGGGACCACCGACAUUCACAUCCGGGUCUUGGACAUCAAUGACAACGCCCCCGAGUUUGCUCAGGAACUCUAUGAGGUGCAAGUUCCUGAAAAUAAUUCCCUCGGCUCUCUGGUUAUCACCGUUUCAGCGACAGAUUUAGAUGCAGGAUCCUUUGGGGAGGUAUCUUAUGCCCUAUUUCAAAUCGAUAACCUUAACCAACCCUUUGAAAUUAACGCAAUCACAGGAGAAAUUCGAUUGAGAAAGUCGUUGGAUUUUGAGGAAUUUCAAUCUUAUCACGUGGAUGUUGAGGCCACAGACGGCGGGGGACUAUCAGGAAAAUGCUCGAUAGUCAUCAAUGUCCUGGACGUGAAUGACAAUGCUCCUGAACUGACUAUGUCGUCCCUCAUCAGCCCCAUCCCUGAAAACCUGCCAGAGGUGAUAGUGGCAGUUUUCAGUGUAUCAGAUGCAGAUUCUGGACAUAACCAACAGGUUAUUUGUUCUAUAGACGAUAAUCUCCCCUUUCUUCUGAGACCAUCGGUAGAGAAUUUCUACACGUUGGUAACAGAAGGAGCGCUGGACAGAGAGAACCAGGCCGAGUACAACGUCACCAUCACCGUCACCGACAUGGGGACCCCCAGGCUGACAACCCAGCACCACAUAACCGUGCUGGUCUCCGACGUCAACGACAACGCCCCCGCCUUCACCCAAACCUCCUACACCCUCUUCGUCCCCGAGAACAACAGCCCCGCCCUGCACAUCGGCAGCGUCAGCGCCACCGACGCCGACGCGGGCGCCAACGCCCAGCUCACCUACUCGCUGCUGCCGCCCCCGGACCCCGGCCUGCCGCUGGCCUCGCUGGUGUCGGUCAACGCCGACAACGGCCACCUGUUCGCCCUGCGGGCGCUGGACUACGAGGCCCUGCAGGCCUUCGAGUUCCGCGUGCGCGCCACCGACCGCGGGGCGCCGGCGCUGAGCGGCCAGGCGCUGGUGCGCGUGCGCGUGCUGGACGCCAACGACAACGCGCCCUUCGUGCUGUACCCGCCGCAGAACGGCUCUGCGCCCUGCACCGAGCUGGUGCCCAGGGCGGCCGAGCCCGGCUACCUGGUGGGCAAGGUGGUGGCGGUGGACGGCGACUCGGGCCAGAACGCCUGGCUGUCCUACCAGCUGCUCAGGGCCACGGAGCCCGGGCUGUUCGGCGUGUGGGCGCACAACGGCGAGGUGCGCACGGCGCGGCCGCUGAGCGAGCGCGACGCGCCCCGCCACCGGCUGCUGGUGCUGGUCAAGGACAACGGCGAGCCGCCGCUGUCGGCCAGCGUCACGCUGCACGUGCUGCUGGUGGACGGCUUCUCGCAGCCCUACCUGCCCGCGCGCGACGCGGCGGCCGACGCGGCCCCGGCCGACCCGCUCACCGUCUACCUGGUGGUCGCGCUGGCGGCGGUGUCGUCGCUCUUCCUGUUCUCGCUGCUGGCGCUCGUGGCGGUGCGGCUGUGCCGGCGGAGCGGGGCCGCCUGGGCGGGGGGCUGCGCGGCGCCCGGGGGCCGCUUUCCGGGCCCCCUGGUGGACGUCAGCGGCGCGGGGACCCUGUCCCAGAGCUACCAGUACGAGGUGUGUCUGACGGGAGGCUCGGGGACCAACGAGUUCAAGUUUCUGAAGCCGAUUCUCACCAACUUUCCUCCACAAGGAACUGGGAGGAAAAUGGAGGAAAAACCCACCUUUCGGAAUAGCUUCCCAUUCAGGAGUUACAGGUGAAUUUCUGUUUGUCUGGGAGCAGACACUGGAUUUACAAAUUCAUAACUUCUAACACAAAGGAAAAA